CCGGAGCCUCUGAUUGGCUUUCAGGCUGGCGCCUGUCUUUUCUCCGCUCCAGUUUCGGGCUGGUUGGCGCGGAAUCGAGAGACUCCGGGACCAUGGCGCCUGUGCACGGCGACGACUCUGUGUCAGAUUCAGGAAGUUUUGUAGCUUCUCGAUCCCGACGAGAAAAGAAAGCAAAGAAAGGGCGCCAGGAAGCUCUAGAAAGACUGAAAAAGGCUAAAGCUGGUGAGAAGUAUAAAUAUGAAGUUGAGGACUUCACAAGUGUUUAUGAAGAGGUGGAUGAAGAACAGUAUUCGAAGCUGGUGCAGGCACGCCAGGAUGACGACUGGAUUGUGGAUGACGAUGGUAUCGGCUACGUGGAGGAUGGCCGAGAGAUUUUUGACGAUGACCUUGAGGAUGAUGCCCUUGAGUCCCGUGAAAUAGGAAAAGAUGAUAAAGCACGCAACAAAGAAAAGAGGAAUGUAAAGAAGAGUGUGGUGACAAAGCCAAACAGUAUCAAAUCAAUGUUCAUUGCUAGUGCUGGGAAGAAAACUAUAGAUAAAGCUGUAGACUUGUCCAAGGAUGAUGUGCUAGGUGACAUUCUACAAGAUCUGACCACUGAGACACCUCACAUAACUCCACCAGCUGUAAUAAUACCAAAGAAGAAAAGAUCCGGUGGAGCUUCCCUGAAUCCUUUUUCUUUGCACACCCCCAAGGCAGCUCCUUCAGGCAAAACUGCUUCCCCUGUCUCAAGGAAGGAGCCUCUAUUAACUCCGAUUCCUCUUCAGCGUGCUGAAUUUGCUGGAGAGCCAGUGCCGGCUGAAUUGUGUACACACAACAAGGAGGAGUCGGGGGCAAUAGAUUUUGAAGAUGGCGACUUUGAUGAACCCAUGGAAGCUGAGGAGGUGGUUGCGGAGCCUGUGGCUGCUAAGACCUGGAACCAAGAGAGCGAGCCGGCAGAGGUGGUGAAACAGGAGGCAGAUCCUGGGAAAGGGACCACGUCCUGCUUAGGAGGUUUUCUCCCAGAUGUCUCUUGUUGGGACAUCGAUCAGGAAGAUGACAGCAGUUUCUCAGUGCAGGAAGUUCAAGUGGAUUCCAAUCACCUGCCACUGGUAAAAGGGGCAGACGAAGAACAAGUGUUUCAGUUUUAUUGGCUGGAUGCUUAUGAAGAUCAGUACAGCCAACCAGGUGUAGUAUUUCUGUUUGGCAAAGUUUGGAUCAAAUCUGCUGAAACCCACGUGAGCUGUUGCGUUAUGGUGAAAAACAUUGAGCGAACGCUCUACUUCCUGCCCCGUGAAACGAAAAUUGAUCUAAACACAGGGAAAGAAACAGGAACUCCAGUUACAAUGAAGGAUGUUUAUAAUGAAUUCGAUGAGAAAAUCGCAGCAAAAUAUAAAAUUAUGAAGUUCAAGUCCAAGAUAGUGGAAAAGAACUAUGCUUUUGAGAUACCUGAUGUUCCAGAAAAAUCCGAGUACUUGGAAGUUAGAUACUCGUCUGAAAUGCCACAGCUUCCCCAGGAUUUGAAAGGAGAAACUUUUUCUCACGUGUUUGGGACUAACACAUCCGGCUUGGAACUGUUCUUGAUGAACAGAAAGAUCAAAGGACCUUGUUGGCUUGAAGUAAAAAAUCCACAGCUCAUAAAUCAGCCGAUCAGCUGGUGUAAAGUUGAGGCAAUGGCUUUGAAACCAGACCUGGUGAAUGUAAUUAAGGAUGUUGGUUCCCCUCCACUUGUGGUGAUGUCUUUCAGCAUGAAGACAGUACAAAAUGCAAAGACACAUGAAAAUGAGAUUAUCGCUGUGGCAGCUUUGGUUCAUCACAGCUUUGCAUUAGAUAAAGCCCCGCCACAGCCUCCCUUUCAGUCACACUUCUGUGUUGUCUCUAAACCAAAGGACUGUAUUUUUCCAUAUGCUUUUGGUGAAGACAUAAAGAAAAAGAAAGUGAAGGUUGAGAUUGCUGCAACAGAAAGGACACUGCUAGGUUUUUUCCUUGCAAAAGUUCACAAAAUUGAUCCUGAUAUCAUUGUGGGUCAUAAUAUUUAUGGGUUUGAACUGGAAGUGUUACUGCAGAGAAUUAAUGUUGGCAAAGUUCCUUACUGGUCCAAGAUAGGUCGACUGAAGCGAUCCAACAUGCCAAAGCUUGGGGGCAGGAGUGGAUUUGGUGAAAGAAAUGCUACCUGUGGCCGAAUGAUCUGUGAUGUGGAAAUUUCGGCAAAGGAAUUAAUUCGUUGUAAAAGCUACCAUUUGUCUGAACUUGUUCAACAGAUUCUGAAAACUGAAAGGGUUGUAAUCCCAGUGGAAAAUAUACGAAAUAUGUACAGUGAACCUUCUCAUCUGUUGUACCUGUUGGAACACACCUGGAAAGAUGCCAAGUUCAUUUUGCAGAUCAUGUGUGAGCUAAAUGUUCUUCCAUUAGCAUUGCAGAUCACUAACAUCGCUGGGAACAUUAUGUCUAGGACGCUGAUGGGUGGACGAGCCGAGCGUAAUGAGUUCUUGUUGCUUCACGCAUUUUAUGAAAACAACUAUAUUGUGCCCGACAAGCAGAUUUUCAGGAAGCCUCAGCAAAAACUGGGAGAUGAAGAUGAAGACAUUGAUGGAGAUGCCAGUAAAUACAAGAAAGGACGUAAGAAAGCAGCUUAUGCCGGAGGCUUGGUAUUGGAUCCUAAAGUUGGUUUUUAUGAUAAGUUCAUUUUGCUUCUGGACUUCAACAGUUUAUAUCCUUCCAUCAUUCAAGAGUUCAACAUUUGUUUUACAACAGUGCAAAGAGUUGCUUCAGAGACACAGAAAGUUACAGAGGAUGAAGAACAAGAACAGAUCCCUGAGCUGCCAGAUCCAGACUUAGAAAUGGGCAUUUUGCCCAGAGAGAUCCGGAAACUGGUAGAGCGGAGAAAACAAGUCAAACAACUCAUGAAGCAGCAAGAUUUAAAUCCAGACCUUUUUCUUCAGUAUGACAUUCGACAGAAGGCUUUGAAGCUCACGGCAAACAGUAUGUACGGCUGCCUGGGAUUUUCCUACAGCAGAUUUUACGCCAAACCACUGGCUGCUUUGGUGACAUACAAAGGAAGGGAGAUUUUGAUGCAUACGAAAGACAUGGUAGAGAAGAUGAAUCUUGAAGUUAUUUAUGGAGAUACAGAUUCAAUUAUGAUAAACACCAAUAGUACCAAUCUGGAAGAAGUAUUUAAAUUGGGAAACAAGGUAAAAAGCGAGGUGAAUAAGUUGUACAAACUGCUUGAAAUCGACAUUGAUGGAAUUUUCAAGUCUCUGCUUCUGCUGAAGAAAAAGAAAUAUGCUGCUCUGGUUGUAGAGCCAACGUCAGAUGGGAACUACGUCACCAAACAGGAGCUGAAAGGAUUAGAUAUAGUUAGAAGAGACUGGUGUGAUCUUGCUAAAGACACUGGAAACUUUGUUAUUGGCCAGAUUCUUUCUGAUCAAAGCCGGGACACUAUAGUGGAAAAUAUUCAGAAGAGAUUAAUAGAAAUUGGAGAAGAUGUGCUAAAUGGCAGUGUCCCAGUGAGCCAGUUUGAAAUUAACAAGGCAUUGACAAAGGAUCCUCAGGAUUACCCUGAUAAAAAAAACCUACCUCACGUACAUGUCGCCCUCUGGAUAAAUUCUCAAGGAGGCAGAAAGGUGAAAGCUGGAGAUACCGUGUCAUAUGUCAUAUGUCAGGAUGGGUCAAACCUCAGUGCAAAUCAGAGGGCCUAUGCACCUGAGCAGCUGCAGAAGCAAGACAAUUUAACCAUUGACACCCAAUACUACCUGGCCCAGCAGAUCCACCCAGUUGUGGCUCGGAUCUGUGAGCCGAUAGAUGGAAUCGAUGCUGUCCUCAUUGCAACAUGGUUAGGACUCGACCCCACCCAAUUUAGAGUACAUCAUUAUCAUAAAGAUGAAGAGAAUGAUGUUCUACUUGGUGGCCCAGCACAGCUCACCGAUGAGGAGAAAUACAGGGACUGUGACAGAUUCAAAUGUCCCUGCCCUGAAUGUGGAACUGAGAAUAUUUACGAUAGUGUCUUCGAGGGUUCGGGAACCGAUGUGGAGCUCAGCUUGUAUCGUUGCAGUAACAUCAACUGUAAGGCUUCACCUCUGAACUUCAUGGUACAGCUGAGCAACAAAUUGAUCUUGGAUAUUAGACGUUACAUUAAAAAAUACUACGAGGGCUGGUUGAUCUGUGAGGAGCCAACAUGUCGGAAUCGAAUUCGGCACCUUCCCCUUCAGUUCUCCCGAAAUGGACCUCUUUGCCAAGUCUGCAUGAAAGCUACGCUUCGACCAGAGUAUUCUGACAAGUCCCUGUACACCCAGCUGUGCUUUUACCGGUACAUUUUUGAUGUGGAAUGUGCACUGGAGAAACUUACUACCGAUCAUGAGAAAGAUAAAUUGAGGAAGCCGUAUAUUACCACCAAAGUUCGUCAGGACUACAAAAACCUCAAGAACAUAGCAGAGCAGUUUUUGUCCCAAAGUGGCUACACCGAAGUGAACCUCAGCAAACUCUUCAUGGAUUGCGCUGUGAAAUGCUGAGGACCUUUGAGGGAUCCGCAGCAGCCGCCCGGCGCCUGGCUCCAUCGCCGGGGCCCUAACUGCUGCUCUGCUUCACUUUUCCUUGGGGACUGCAUCUCGUGUUUGUGUGCUUGUGGCUUGGGAGGGGAAUUAUUAAAAGGGACUGCAAAAAUAGGUAACACACCAAGCAUCAGGGAAAAUCAAAAGAGCCUUCCUCUUACAGUGACCACGUGCUGUUGAAGCAUGGCCCUGUAGCCCUCUGCAAUGCACCUGAAGAGCUAGCUGCUUUGGAUUCCGAAUUCGGGACUGGAUUUCCAGGGGAGGGGGGUCAGCGAGGGAAGGGAAGUUAAUUGAGAGUGGCUGGAAUGCAAGUGACCGUAGGCUUUGCCCCAGGGCCUUCAGUAGAGCUGCCCCCACCAGGAGGGGUUCGUGGAGUCUGGUAGGAGCGCUAACAUUUUGCCUUUUCACACGCCAAUUAAACCCGGGCUCAACCCAAGUGCUUCCCAGCCACCGGCUCCGGGAGUGGCUGUCCUUUUCAGUCUUGUCUUUUAUAUACGUAGUCAAGGGGGGGGGGAUUUCGAAGCCUUGUGCUCACUAAAUAGAUUAAACAGCUUGUUUAUUGAAUUGCUCCAAAGUCCAGCACACACAGGCACAUGCGUGCUUGGCAGGUGUUUUACACUCACAUUCUUUUUUUCCCCCUUAAAUAGGAAAUCCAGGUAAAGGUUUAUACAGUGGGAAAGCACAUUUAAAAUAAUUUGAUACCUAUAACAUUUCAUAAAAACAUGUAGAGUUUGGGGCGAGGAUCAUUGUACUAUAUACAGAGGGGUGGUUAAUUGGUUAAUUGCCUCCGGUGCUAUUUUUCUCAUUUCUUCUUUGCCAGAAGCUAAGCAUACUUCAGUAUAGCAGUCUUACCUUUCUUAAUCAUUGAUAAGUUUAUACUACUAACAAAAUACAUUUCCCCGGUACAGCUAUGCUUUAUUUUU
Molecule: messenger RNA, 5446 nt
Organism: Pteronotus mesoamericanus
Lineage: Eukaryota; Metazoa; Chordata; Mammalia; Chiroptera; Mormoopidae
Gene: POLA1
Product: DNA polymerase alpha 1, catalytic subunit
Exons: 37
Coding region: 93-4484 (1463 amino acids)
Biological process (GO): lagging strand elongation; leading strand elongation; mitotic DNA replication initiation
Cellular component (GO): alpha DNA polymerase:primase complex
Molecular function (GO): DNA replication origin binding; DNA-directed DNA polymerase activity; single-stranded DNA binding
Source: RefSeq, a predicted model, not a curated record